ACCUGGCAACACUUGCCAGUGCCAACACUGGGUGUGUACACACUUUUUGAUUUACCGGCGAAUUGUGCAUUUUGUAGCAAUUUGUUUGGCUUAAAACAGAAAUAAAAUAAUCAUUUAAAGCAUCAGAAGCGCAGAAUGGCCGAAGACGAGCACGAAGAUCAGAAGGAGUACCGCUGGGAAACAGGCUACGAGAAGACAUGGGAAGCCAUCAAGGACGAUGAGGACGGCCUGCUGGAUGGAGCCAUCGCAGAAAUCAUCCAGAAGGCCAAGCGCCAGCGGCUGGCGCAGAAGGCGAAGCAAAACCGCCUGGGCAUGAUGCGCCACCUGUUCAUAGUGCUAGACUGCUCCGAGUCCAUGAGUGUGCCGGACUUAAAGCCCACGCGAUUGCGCUGCACCGUCAAGCUACUGGAGGUGUUUAUCGAAGAGUUCUUCGAUCAGAAUCCUAUCAGUCAGCUCGGCAUUAUCGCGCUCAAGGCGAAGCGGGCCGAAAAGGUUACGGACCUCACCGGGACGUCGCGUGUGCACCUCAAGGCGUUGGAGAGCUUGGCGAACGUCUCCCUGACCAGCGAACCAUCAUUGCAGAAUGGCUUGGAUCUGGCGUUAAAAACGCUGAAGGUCGUUCCUCCACACGCGUCGCGAGAGAUCGUCGUCAUCAUUGGCUCCCUGACUACCUGCGAUCCCGUGGAUAUCAAUCUCACCAUCGAUGAACUAAAAAAGGAGGGCAUACGCUGCUCGGUCAUCUCGUUGUCGGCGGAGAUCCGCGUGGCCCGCUACCUUACACAGCAGACGAUGGGCACGUUCGGUGCUGUACUGGAUGAUGCCCACUUCAGGGAUCAGCUAAUGUCUCAGGUGGAUCCCCCACCCGCAGCAAAAACGCAGCACAAUUCGCUCAUAAGAAUGGGCUUCCCGCACACCAAAAGCGAAGUCGAGGGCAAGGACGCGCCACUGUCCAUGUGCAUGUGCCACAUUGAGAACCUGGAAGAGCCCAGCGAGCUUAGCACCACUGGUCACCACUGUCCGCAGUGCAACAGCAAGUACUGCGAACUGCCCGUGGAGUGUCAGUCCUGUGGUCUGACUCUAGUCUCAGCCCCGCACCUCGCCCGAUCCUACCACCAUUUGUUUCCAGUGCCCAACUUUGAGGAGCUGCCAUUUGAGUCGAUGCCGGCGUCGGCAGGUUCAUCCGAUCAAGACCGCGACGGGGGAAUCAGAGACUGCUAUGCUUGUGCCAAGGCCCUCGGACCUGUCGCCGAUAAAAGCGUCUUCAAGUGCAGUUUUUGCAAGCAGUUCUUCUGCACCGACUGCGACAUCUUUAUCCAUGAGACCCUGCACGCCUGCGUCGGCUGCAAUACAAUUCCGGGUGUGGACGGCCUGGUCUACCAGCAGACCACCAAACCCGGAGAGGACGAUGCGCAUCCGGGUAGCUCCAAGCAGCGCGUCCAGUUUGGCAUUUAACUGCAUUGUGCAUUGUACACUGACUAGCUGUAGAUAGAUAUUAAAAACGCCAAAUUACGCUUAGAAA
Molecule: messenger RNA, 1519 nt
Organism: Drosophila kikkawai
Lineage: Eukaryota; Metazoa; Arthropoda; Insecta; Diptera; Drosophilidae
Gene: Ssl1
Product: general transcription factor IIH subunit 2 Ssl1
Biological process (GO): DNA-templated transcription; regulation of transcription by RNA polymerase II; nucleotide-excision repair
Cellular component (GO): transcription factor TFIIH holo complex; transcription factor TFIIH core complex
Molecular function (GO): zinc ion binding
Source: RefSeq, a predicted model, not a curated record